Messenger RNA from Melanotaenia boesemani (Boeseman's rainbowfish), 2385 nucleotides. It is a transcript of the gene mtif2, whose product is annotated as mitochondrial translational initiation factor 2. Gene Ontology annotation, molecular function: GTPase activity; translation initiation factor activity; GTP binding. Gene Ontology annotation, biological process: translational initiation. The transcript has 14 exons. The coding region runs from base 159 to 2282 and encodes 707 amino acids. The record is from RefSeq and is a predicted model, not a curated record. NCBI's taxonomy places the organism in Eukaryota, Metazoa, Chordata, Actinopteri, Atheriniformes, Melanotaeniidae.
AACCCAGCAGUUCCUCCUCCGGACCGGCAGAGGGCGCUGUCCUCACAUCCCUCCGCCUCCUCGCUAACUGUCAUGGCGGCUCCCUGUCGGAGACUUUUCUCACGGUGAAACUUGAAACGAGCUCAUUUUCCAAGAUGACGAGAACGAACCGGUGAACCAUGUCAGGUAUUAAUGUGAUGUCAUCAGUGAUGCGGGGUGCACGGGCGCUCCUCUCUGCCAACCUGCCUCAGCAGCUCUUCUUCGAUCCUCCCCGGAGCUCCGCCCCCCUGCUCACCUGGUCACUAAGCAGAAGGUUUGCCUUCAAACAGGUGAAAGGUCAGAGGAAAGAUCAGAAGAAGCCGAAUGUAAAACCCAAGGUGGACAAACAGGAAGUGGAAAUCAGACACGGGAUGACGGUGGCGGCUCUUGCGGCGGCCGUCAACAAAGACUUUGAUCACGUGCUGGAGGCUCUGCUCAAUACCUCUGUGGAUCUGGACUCUCUGGAUCCAGACUCAGUUCUGGAGGAGAAGUGGAUCAAGGAGGUGGUGACCCGAUCGGGUAUGAAGUUCAGAUGGGCCAAACUGAGUGAGAGCAGAGAGAGACCCAACAGAGACGCCCAGCGGAGACCUCCGGCGGACCCCUCUCUCCUGGUGAACCGCCCCCCGGUGGUCACCAUCAUGGGUCACGUGGACCACGGGAAGACCACGCUGCUGGACAGCCUGAGGAAGAGCCAGAUUGUGUCCACGGAGGCCGGCGGCAUCACCCAGCACAUCGGAGCCUUUCUGGUCCAGCUGCCUACAGGUGAGAAGAUAACCUUCCUGGACACACCUGGUCACGCUGCCUUUUCCUCCAUGAGAGCCCGUGGAGCCAACGCCACCGACAUCGUCAUCCUGGUGGUGGCGGCUGACGAUGGCGUCAUGAACCAGACUAUCGAGUCCAUCCAGCAUGCCAAGAGGGCCAAAGUCCCCGUCAUCGUGGCGGUGAAUAAGUGCGACAAACCUCAAGUCGACCCUCAGCGAGUCAAACAGGAGCUUCUAGCCCACGACGUGGUCUGUGAGGAGUUCGGAGGCGACGUUCAGGCCAUCCACGUCUCGGCUCUGAAGGGCGACAAUCUGCUGGCUCUGGCGGAGGCGACGGUGGCGUUGGCAGAGGUUCUGGAGCUGAAGGCGGAGCCCGGCGGCCUCGUGGAGGGCCUCGUCAUCGAGAGCCGAAUGGAUAAAGGCAAAGGUCCUGUAACGACGGCCAUCGUCCAGCGGGGGACGCUGAAGCGCGGCUGCGUCCUGCUGGCGGGGAGGUGUUGGGCCAAAGUUCGCUUCCUGUUCGACGAGAACGGCCAGGCAGUGGCGGAGGCGCCGCCCAGCACGGCGGUGGAGGUGGUCGGCUGGAAGGAGCUGCCGUCGGCCGGGGACACCAUCCUGGAGGUGGAGUCGGAGCAGCGAGCGAGGGAGGUGGUGGAGUGGAGGAGUCAGGAGGAGGAGCAGCAGAAGCUUCUGGAGGAUCAGAGUGCCAUCGAGCUGAAGCAGCAGCAGCACCUGGAGGAGUACCGCCAGGAGAGGGCGGGGCUAAGUCACCUGACCUGGAGGCAGAGGAAGGUGGUGCUGUACCGGGCCAACAAGACCCGCUUCGCCACCAGACCCAGUGAGAGGGUGGAUAGCAAGCAGCUCAGUCUGCCGCUCAUCAUUAAAGGUGACGUGGAUGGGUCGGUGGAGACGCUGCUGAACAUCCUGGACAGCUAUGACACGCAGCAGCAGUGUCAGAUGGACGUGGUCCACUUCGGGACCGGAGACAUCUCCGAGAACGACAUCAACAUGGCGGAAACGUUCGGCGGGUCCAUCUACGGGUUCAACGUGGCAGCCAGCCGCUCCAUCAGGACGCUGGCUGUUAAGAAAGGCGUCCCGCUGCGACUCCACGCCGUCAUCUACAAACUCAUUGACGAGCUGAAGGAAGAGCUGAGCGCCAAGCUGCCGCUGCUGGUCUCCGAGAACGUCAUCGGUGAGGCUGCGGUUCUGGCCACGUUCGACGUCUCUGUGGGGAAGAAGAAGGUUCCUGUGGCCGGAUGCAGAGUCCAGAAAGGCCAACUGGACCGGCGCCACAAGUUCAGGCUGGUCCGAGGACGAGACACCGUGUGGGAGGGUUCCCUGUCGGCGCUGAAGCACCACAGAGACGACGUCCAGGCGGUGAAGUCCGGGACGGAGUGCGGCCUGUCAGCCGACGGUGACGUGGAAUUUAGAACUGGUGAUGUCAUCAUCUGCUUCGAGGAGGUGGCGGUACCGCAGGUCACGUCCUGGGAUCCGGGGUUCUGAUGUCCCAUCAUACACUAUUAACAUGGAACCCAAUAACUGGUGGACUCGGUUGGUUCUGAUUAGAACUUUAAUAAAGACUUUAAUAAAGUGACACCUGAUCAGA